Aspergillus uvarum CBS 121591 is the source of this 1310-nucleotide messenger RNA. RefSeq names its product F-box protein. The transcript has a single exon. The record is from RefSeq and is a predicted model, not a curated record. Gene Ontology annotation, molecular function: protein binding. NCBI's taxonomy places the organism in Eukaryota, Fungi, Ascomycota, Eurotiomycetes, Eurotiales, Aspergillaceae. Bases 47 to 934 code for a protein of 295 amino acids.
ACAUGAGUACAUACACAUAACGCGGGGCUCCGCAUUGCAACCGACCAUGACAACCGCGCAAACCAAAGCCCUCACAACCGUCGAGAUCCUCGAGAACAUUCUUCUUCAGGUGGAUAUCCAGUCUCUUCUGACAUCCGCCCAGCGCGUCUGUCAUGCAUGGCACGACCUCAUCUCCACGCCUGCCCUGCAAAAACACCUCUUUUUGACCCCGGACUGGAAUCGACCGCAACCAGAGCGCAACCCGCUUUUAGUCCAUAUUUUUCCGGGCUGGUUCAUCACUGGCCAAAUCGCCGAUGGCGAAUACCGGGGGAAGAUCGGGCGCGACGGCAUCAAUCCCCGCUGGGAUUUGACGCAACCCGACCAGAAGGAGUCUUUCAUCCGGAAAGAAGCCAGCUGGUGGCGCAUGCUCGUGCAGCAGCCCCCAAUCCGGGAGUUAUUUUCUUUCGACAUAAUGCAAAACCGAGGCGGAGAGAGGGUCGAUGGUUUGUCUUAUACCGAGUUCGAUGAUGAGGAUGAGGACGAGGAUUAUGAUGAUGCUGCUGAUGAUGAUGAUGUUGAUGACGAUGGUGGCGAUGGUGGAGAAGAUCUCUCCCCCUUCAUAGUUGGACAACCGACGGAGCCUCUGCGAAUGGGGAAGCUGGUGAAGGAGGCCCCUAGUACCUCUGACCGUAUUGAGGUUCUCUGGAGUAUCAAGGACUAUCGACUUCACCGUUCUAUGUUUAUUCGCAUCAGGAAGCGAGAUGUUCGGAUGCUGCGCAGUGCGCUCAGGAGGAGUGGAAUGAUUGUGAUCAUGAAAGCGAUCGUGCAAUGUGCCAUGGGGGUCCCGCCUCCGCAGAUAGCAUGGAGGGCAAGCCAGAGGCGCUGGUGGGCGGGGGUUGAAGAGCCUACGAGACGCGAUAGGGGUCAUCUAGCCAAGAGGCAGCGUUGCAGUUAACGGUGGUGAUAUCAUCAAACAUCACCAAUUUCUGAAAUAAACUUGACAUACCAGCAAGAUGCUCAAGCUGUGUGCACUGCCGGAAAGACAAGGACACAAUGUGUCAGGAGUCCAUGAUGCCUGGACCCUGGUGAGGGAUCAUAACACAACUCCACCGCGGCCGUUGCAGAUGGCCCACCGCGUGGUGACCGAGUCGCAACAAACAGUGGCUCAUGUAGUGUGUGAGGUUUAAGCACAUGGAAGGCUGGCAUGGUUUCGACGAGGCCGGAUUUAUUGCUACUUUGGGGGUAUAAUGAGGGACGAGUCAGGGUGUCUAUUAUUCAGAAGUUUUCUUAGAUUUUGCCAUAGUCCGAACCCUACGAGCCCUUAUUGACAG